AUGCUCCAAUCCGAUCCCAAAUCCAUCCAAGCAGCUUCUCACGACUUCGGUAACAUCACCGAACUAGUCCCCGCCGGAGUUCUUUGCCCUUCUUCAGUUUCAGAUAUCACCUCCUUCAUAAACUCCGUCUUCCUCCAUCAAGCUCCACCUCCAGUUGCUGCAAGAGGCGCUGCACACUCGGUCCGUGGACAGGCCAUGGCGCUUAAGGGAGUUGUGGUGAACAUGACUUGUCUGAAUAGUGGAGUUUUGGUGUCUGGUAAUCAUAACUCGGGGUUUUAUGCAGACGUCGGCGGCGAACAACUGUGGAUCGACGUGAUGAAAGAGACUCUCAAGGCUGGAUUAACGCCGGUUUCUUGGACGGAUUACUUGUACCUGACCGUUGGUGGGACGCUGUCAAAUGCCGGGAUCGGUGGACAAACUUUCCGACAUGGUCCUCAGAUUGCGAAUGUUCAUGAAUUAGAUGUUGUCACUG
This is a messenger RNA of Carica papaya (papaya), 472 nucleotides long. The record is from RefSeq and is a predicted model, not a curated record. Lineage: Eukaryota; Viridiplantae; Streptophyta; Magnoliopsida; Brassicales; Caricaceae.